Messenger RNA from Sugiyamaella lignohabitans, 2268 nucleotides. RefSeq names its product beta-glucan synthesis-associated protein KRE6 (gene KRE6). Gene Ontology annotation, molecular function: glucosidase activity. The record is from RefSeq and is a predicted model, not a curated record. Bases 1 to 2268 code for a protein of 755 amino acids. Gene Ontology annotation, cellular component: endoplasmic reticulum membrane; plasma membrane. Gene Ontology annotation, biological process: fungal-type cell wall organization; (1->6)-beta-D-glucan biosynthetic process. Lineage: Eukaryota; Fungi; Ascomycota; Dipodascomycetes; Dipodascales; Trichomonascaceae. The transcript has a single exon.
AUGGUCAACCCGAAUCUGCCACCGCCUCCUCAGGGGUCGUACUACCCACUGGACUCUGACGCCAAUUCGCCUUAUAACCCGUUCAACUCGGAGACUCAUAGUUUAGCAUCAGAUAUGUCGGAAAAUGUUCUCCACAGCGGAUCGGGCGGGUCGAGUGCGAAUCUGGCACUCAACUCGUCAUCGUCGCGAGCCGCUCCUCAACAGGUGAUUCGUGACUAUGGUGACGAGUACGACGACGAGUAUGACGAGUCAAAUGGUGGCGCGAAUCGCGGUAUUACCCAGAAUUAUAAUACACCUCCAGCAGUGCCUCCUCAUCGUCCUAUGGCUACUGCCAAUUCUACAGGCAGUAGUUCAUCGUCGUCGCAGGGAUAUCCCACAGGAAACGGCACGGGAUCUAAUAACGGCUACCACCAGCCUCCACACAAUGGCAUGGGUGCUACACCUUUGUCACGAAACUCUUCGGGCUCGUUUAUUGCAAUGGGCUCGUCGGAAUUCGACCGAUAUCCACAUAGAAUUUCGUCUGCCGCUCCGUCUAUAAACUCGGCAUCGGGAGCUCCUUUACUUCGUCAACAGUAUGGAGGAGUUGGACCGGCAGGUUCAUUACAUCCACAAUCGGCUGGACACUACGGUCCAGGAAUGCGCAAUUCGACCAUGUCAGACCGAUCAGGGUCGUCGGAAACUUCGUCUAUGGAACACGAUUAUUCUGGUAAUAAUCCGUUUGUAGUGAAUGCGGAUUUCUCGCCUUUUGGAGGCUAUCCAGCCAGUUCGUUUCCUCUUCAUCUCGACGAAAAAGAAGCCGAUGACUAUCUCCACAAUCCAGACCCCAUUCUCGAUGAAAAAUAUAAUAGAAAGUGCCAGAAAAUGGACAAACGAGGCUGGGGAUCGGUCGGUGGUCUGCUGUGUCUGUUGAUUGGAGGUAUUUGUUUGUUUAUUGUAUAUCCAGUAUUGACAUAUUCCGGAGUCAGUAUUCAAAAACCAGCAGUUACAACCCAAGUUUUCGAGGUGUUGACGAAUUAUGAAUAUUCACAUUUGCAGGCACUUCGAACUAAUCUGGUUGAUAAAGAUACUCCACAGGAUGCCAUGACACGAACAGCUAAAGAUGGCAGUCAAUGGCAACUGGUGUUUUCUGACGAGUUUAAUGUGGAAGGACGGACGUUUUAUGAUGGAGACGACCAGUUCUGGACUGCUCCCGACUUUAACUAUGCUGCUACUCAGGAUCUUGAAUGGUAUAGUCCCGAUGCUGCUACUACUGCUAAUGGAACUCUUGUGAUUACACUUGACGCAUUCAAGAACCACAAUCUGUUUUACCGUUCGGGAAUGUUACAAUCAUGGAAUAAGUUUUGUUUCACUCAAGGUAUGCUUGAAGUGUCGGUACUGUUACCAGGUCAUGGAACCACUCCUGGUUUAUGGCCCGGUGUAUGGACUCUGGGUAAUUUGGCUAGAGCUGGUUAUUCCGCUACUUCAGAAGGAGUCUGGCCUUAUGGAUAUAACUCAUGUGAUGCAGGCAUCACUCCUAAUCAAUCGUCGACCGACGGAAUCUCAUAUUUACCAGGUCAACGGUUGAACUCGUGUACAUGUCCUGGACACGACCAUCCUAAUGAAGGAACCGGUCGUGGAGCUCCUGAAAUCGAUGCUAUUGAAGGUACGGUUGUCAGUAACCCUGAUAACGGAGUGGCGUCUCAGUCGUUACAAUUGGCUCCUUUUGAUAUCUGGUACAUGCCCAAUUACGACUUUAUUGAGAUCCAUAACAAGUCCAUUACUGCCAUGAACACGUAUGCCGGAGGUCCUUUCCAACAAGCCAUUUCCGGUACCACCAUGUUGAACACAGAUUGGUAUGAGUUUGGCGGUGCUAACAACUAUCAAUCGUACGGAUUCGAGUAUCUCAACGACGAUGUCAAUGGAUAUAUUCGUUGGUAUGUGGGUCAUACUCCUACAUAUACACUUUACGCACCGGCCAUUGGACCCAAUGGUAAUGUGGGAGCACGACAGAUCAGUAAAGAGCCUAUGUCCAUUAUCCUCAAUCUGGGUAUCUCCAACUCAUGGACCUAUAUCGCUUGGAACGAUCUUGUGUGGCCCAGUCACAUGCGUAUUGAUUAUGUGCGCCUGUACCAACCUUCGGACCAAGUCUCACUGACUUGCGACCCACCAGACUACCCGACCUACGACUACAUCCAGGACCAUCUCAACGCCUACUCCAACCCCAACCUGACCUCAUGGAACAUGGCCGGCUACGCAUUCCCUCCCAACAAACUCACCGGCAACUGUUAA